This is a messenger RNA of Exserohilum turcica Et28A, 529 nucleotides long. RefSeq lists its product as uncharacterized. Lineage: Eukaryota; Fungi; Ascomycota; Dothideomycetes; Pleosporales; Pleosporaceae. The record is from RefSeq and is a predicted model, not a curated record. Gene Ontology annotation, biological process: translation. The transcript has 3 exons. Gene Ontology annotation, cellular component: ribosome; cytosolic large ribosomal subunit. The coding region runs from base 44 to 199 and encodes 51 amino acids. Gene Ontology annotation, molecular function: structural constituent of ribosome.
GACAAUCUCUUCGACAUCCGACUACUCACCACAAGCAGUCAAGAUGCCGAGCCACAAGUCAUUCCGCACCAAGCAGAAGCUUGCCAAAGCGCAGAAGCAGAACCGCCCCAUCCCCCAGUGGAUUCGCCUGAGGACCGGCAACACCAUCAGGUACAACGCCAAGCGACGACACUGGCGCAAGACCCGUCUCGGUAUCUAAGCGGCUCGCCCCCUCCAAGCCAUCCCUCACUCGAUUCUCGAUUCUCGAUUACCUCUUCCGGCGCCCACGACAAGUCUUGUUGGAGACGAGCGACUACAUUGGGAAUUUCGCACAUGGCGGGAACCGAGCGACCAGUCUUCUAAGAGCGAAGUACGUCUGCAACACGAGGGAUGCAAUGGGCGGUCUUCUUUUCACGUUACCGGAUACCUCCCUACCUCUGAUUCAUGGCGCUUUGGGUCUGUAAAUGGGCAUGAAAGGAAUCGAUUCAUGAUGGUUUAGACUAGGCAGUGAUGAAUGAAAGCACUUGCUAGGUCUCAAUGAACAAGAAAU